CUCCCCGUACUCAACAACAACAACCAACACAAACCCAAAGCAAACAAAAAUCCAACAACCCAAAACCAAAGCAAACACAAAACAUGGAGAAAGAGGAACCCCAAACUGAAACUGAAACCGAUACCGAAACUGCAGUGCCGUGCAAGCGAAACGCCCCUGCUCCCUUCGUCCUCACUCUCUCUCUACCUCUCCCUUAUAACCACACUCUCUCUCUAGCCCUCCCCUUCAAUGCCCACCAUCAACACCAGCCCCGAAACCCCCAUUCGAACCUGGACCCCGAUCAAACCAUGGCCGAAAUCACCGCCCACGACGAAGAAGCCCAACAGCAGCAGCGGCCCCUCCUCAAAGACAAACAAGUGUCUUCACCUGCACAGGGGGCUGCGCCUUCGAACCCGGUUCAGCGAGCCAUCGACCAGACCUUCAAGAGCACGGCCCACUUGGCCAAUCUUUUACCUACUGGCACGGUCCUGACCUUCCAGCUCUUGGCACCGGUGUUCACCGGCCCGGGCGAGUGCGACCAGAGUGCCCGUUUUCUGACCGCGGUGCUCGUAGUCGGCUGUGCAUUGUCAUGUUAUGUGCUCUGUUUCACCGAUAGCUUUCGAACAAGCAACGGGCGCAUAUGCUACGGCGUGGCCACAAAAAAUGGAUUAUGGGUCAUUGAUGGAACUGUGAGUGAGGCAUCUGAUGGUGGCAAGGAGUACAAGCUGAGGUUUGUCGAUUUUGUUCAUGCCUUCGGUUCGGUACUGGUGUUCAUGACGAUUGCACUGUUGAAUGAGGAUAUUGUAAGGUGCUUCUACCCGAGUCCCUCUAAGGAGAUGGCGGAGAUGUUGACGAGGGUGCCGGUGGGGAUCGGAGUGCUGUGCAGCAUGCUGUUUGUGGCUUUUCCCACCAAACGGCAUGGGAUCGGCUUCCCUCUCUCCUCCAACUAGAAGAGGCUCUCUCUCUCUCUCUCUCUCUCUUAGUUACGGGGUUUUCUCAUCUUUCUCUCUCAUCGUUUCCCUCUGAUCAUGGUUCUCUCUCUUUGAUCGUGGAGUUUUCUCUCUCAUUGUAGCGCAAAGCUCUUUUCCAUGAUGUGGGGAUUCUCUCUCUUUCAUGCGUUUUGGGAGGCCUUUCUCCCUCUCUCUCUCUCUCUCUUCAUUAAGGCCCCUGAACGGUAGCAAGGUGGGGUUUAUAUGAAUGGAUAUAGCCAUGUUAGAAGGCACUUAUUUCUUGGCCAAGUAACAGGAGAGGUUACGAAAAAUAUGCAUUUCUCUUAAUCGAGUGUAACUGUCAAUUCUUUUUAGCCGUGUUUGGUAACUGAAACAACAUGAGAACUGUUUUCUCUGUUA
Molecule: messenger RNA, 1328 nt
Organism: Amborella trichopoda
Lineage: Eukaryota; Viridiplantae; Streptophyta; Magnoliopsida; Amborellales; Amborellaceae
Product: protein DMP6
Biological process (GO): endomembrane system organization
Source: RefSeq, a predicted model, not a curated record